AUGAACCUUCAAGUUCAACAGUUUAUGUUCUCGUUAUCUUUAUUAUUACUACUAGUUUCAUUCAUAGGAGUCGAAUCGUCGAACGAUCAUUUCAUCAGCAACAGAAUAAAAAGAGGUUCAUCUCUUUCUCCCAACGGUACUAGGUAUUGGCUUUCUGAUUCAGGUAACAUUGCUUUUGGUUUCUACCCGUUACCAUGUACAAGUUCUUCAAUAACCACCUGUAUUGAUCAGUAUGUCGUCGGUAUAUGGUUCGUUAACUCACCACAUAAAACACUAGUUUGGACUGCUAAUCGUGAUGAUCCUCCGUUAUCCAACUUGUAUUCGCUUAUCAUCACCGAAGAAGGGAAUUUCUUAUUGCGGGCAGACAAUAAAGAUAAACCACUAAUAGACGUGCAUCGGCAUAUUCAACCGGUGUCAUACGCAAAGAUGCAUGACAAUGGUUACUUCGUUUUAUAUAAUGCGGAAUCUCAAAUUAUAUGGGAAAGUUUUGAUUAUCCGACUGACACUAUUCUCGGCGGCCAAGUGUUAAAAGAUGAUGUUGAUAUGGUGUCUGGUGUUUCUUUGUUCAACCCGGGUUCUGGCGAGUAUAAGCAGUGA
This is a messenger RNA of Papaver somniferum (opium poppy), 597 nucleotides long. RefSeq names its product S-locus-specific glycoprotein S13-like. The record is from RefSeq and is a predicted model, not a curated record. Bases 1 to 597 code for a protein of 198 amino acids. Lineage: Eukaryota; Viridiplantae; Streptophyta; Magnoliopsida; Ranunculales; Papaveraceae. The transcript has a single exon.